Striga asiatica is the source of this 915-nucleotide messenger RNA. The record is from the annotation of a GenBank genome assembly. Lineage: Eukaryota; Viridiplantae; Streptophyta; Magnoliopsida; Lamiales; Orobanchaceae.
AUGUCUGCAGAUCUUGAAUUAAACCUCCUCCCAAUUAUCAAAAUAAUUAUCCCUCAUACAAAAUCCGAGUCUGUUGAUGAUGAUACUCGCGAAGAAGAAAUUGGACAAGAUUUAGCUUCUUGCUGCACACCAAAAUCUACGAUCCCGGCGGCCCUCAUCUGCCCGCCGGCGCCCAGAAAGCCUCCGCCGGAAAAACGCCGGCGUUGGUGUAAGAGGAAAUCGAUUGUCGGUACAGAAGAGUUGGAGACCUUUUUCAAAGUGGCCGAUCAAAGGAUCAACAUCAGGAGACGUCUACUGAUUGUUAUUAUACAAAUCGCACAUGGCCUUGUGCGAUGUCCCACCCUCCUUCAAGGCCUCCAUCGCACUCCUUCUCAAACGCCUGACCUUCUCCCUCACAACAACUUGACCCUCUCCCAUCAGCCCCCUCACGAGCCCCUCCACCUCCUCCCCGCCCACCACUCCCAACGACACCCGCAGUGCCAACCCUGCCUCCUCCGCCAGCAACGCCGCAUUCAUCCGCUGCUCCGAAUACAGCGGCCACGCCACCAUCGGCACUCCUCUCGUUACGCUCUCCAGCGUCGAGUUCCACCCGCAGUGCGACACAAACCCUCCCACCGCCCUGUGCUCCAAGACAGCCGCCUGCGGGACCCACCCUGCCACCAGAAACCCCCUGUCCCCCACUCUCUCUUGAAACCCCUCCGGCAGAAAAUCAAACAUCUGCACAGAGCAGUGCCCGGUACUACUGUCGAAGAAGGCGCCGUCCGCAGAUCCCCCGCUCGGCGGCCGCACAACCCACACGAACCUCUGCCCGCUCAGCUCCAGCCCUCGAGCCAGCUCACGCGUCUGAUCCUCAGACAGAGUACCCCCGCUCCCGAACGACACCAACACAACCGACUCUUCCGGUUGACGGUCUAA